Molecule: messenger RNA, 450 nt
Organism: Aspergillus oryzae RIB40
Lineage: Eukaryota; Fungi; Ascomycota; Eurotiomycetes; Eurotiales; Aspergillaceae
Exons: 2
Coding region: 1-450 (149 amino acids)
Source: RefSeq, a predicted model, not a curated record
AUGCAAACACGCCUUCUUUGUUUGGCCGCCCUGCUGCUCCCACAGUAUGGGCUGGCAGUCGACGACCAAGUAGGAGCAAAGAUCGACUAUGGCACAUUCGAGAAUCCCGCCGCUAGAGUUCGCCCACGUUUUCGUUACUGGCUCCCAGAUGCCAGUGUAGAUCCGACUAUUGUUCAAAAGAAUAUCAAGGAUGCCGGUGCCAAUGGUGCUGGAGGUGUGGAAUUUCUUCCCUACUAUGACUAUGGCAAUGUUGUUCCAGGAGCAGAUUGGGUAACUUAUGGAUUUGGUACACCCGCGUUUGUUGAUAUCUUCAAAGCCGCCCUACAGGCUCAUAAAGAUGCGGGUCUGGUGAUGGACUUCCCUUUGGGACCGAAUCAGGGACAAGGCGUACCAGCGAGUCCCGGUGAUGAAGGACUACAGUGGGACUUGCCUCGGUUGCCGUCCCUCUGA